GGAACCAAUAAGAUCGAAUAGUAUAAUUAUGAUCAUCACGCUUGCCAUAUGCCAAGCAAGUUUUCACUUGAUUCUCGCAUAUUAACACCAAUCUUGGGUGAUUUUCGUCCUGAGAUAGAUCAGUUAGAAACCAUUCAACGAAAGUUAAGAAUCCCGUACGUUUCGUUGAGGGAAGUUCUAUAGUCUGUCAUCAAACGUCCCAGUCGUUCUGCUGUUGCUAGGUUUGCGGAGUCGCCGUUAUCUUAUACUUCGUUGCUUGGCACAGUUCUAGAACCAAUAUGAGUUUCAACGAUUCUUCUCGUAUCGACACAAACGAAGUGAUGCCUGUUGGCCGGCGAGGAUUGGUGGUUCCACAGAACACUUUCCUUGAAAACAUCGUUCGUCGAUCAAAUGGGCUACAUCCCAAUUUCAUCUUGGGUAAUGCCCAAAUCCUCGAUAACCCGGUGGUCUACUGCAGCGAUGGGUUUUGUAAGUUGACAGGCUUCGCGAGGUCAGAUGUAAUGAAAAAAUGCUGUGAUUGCAGCUUUCUUUACGGCGACCAAACAGAAGACGACUCUACAAAACAGAUCCGAGAAGCUUUGCUCAAGAAACAUGCUUUACAAAUAGAAAUCAUAUUUUAUAAGAAAGAUGGGACUCCUAUGUGGUGUCUGCUGCAUAUUGGACCGAUCGUCAACGAGAAAGGAGAGGUGGUAUUAUUCUUAUUCACCCUUAAAGACAUUACAGAUUACAAAGACCCCAUACCUGGAACAGAUGCAGGAGGAACAAAGGGCUGGGCAAGACUAAACAAAUCACUCACAAGAAACUCCAAAAGUGUCUUGGUAGCCUUCAAACAGAAAAGCACGUCACAAAAGAACGCCCAACAGAUCAAUCACUUGAUGUCCUUGAACGAUGACAUAAUCCCUGAGUACAAACAAGACAUCCCAGAGACACCGUCCAGAAUUCUUCUCCACUACAGUACGUUCAAGACAUCAUGGGAUUGGCUGAUAAUUAUUCUUACGCUCUAUACUACUGUCAGUGUUCCUUUCAUUGUUUGCUUCGAGUACAACCCGAAUUUUCUUACGGUCAUCGAUAUGCUGGUCGACUGGCUCUUUAUAGCCGAUAUUGUACUGAACUUUCAUACCACGUAUGUUGGUAAUGACGGAGAGCUCAUAGAUGACCCGAAAAGGAUACGUAUGAACUAUUUAAAAACGUGGUUCGUGCUGGAUCUGGCCUCCUCACUACCGUACGGAAUUUUGUUUUUUGUUAUCAACGGAGCUGGACCGGAAAUAACAAAUCUUCUUGGUUUUUUAAAAGUCUUCCGGUUAUUGAGGCUUGGUCGAGUAGCAAGGAAGAUCGACAAAUACCUCGAAUACGGUGCAUCAACGUUCUUUCUUCUCAUGCUGACAUUCUGUCUCGUAGCACACUGGAUGGCAUGUCUUUUUUACAUCAUAGCAGUCAAAUAUGAUGAAUAUGAAUCAUAUGGAUGGCUUUUUGUCCUAGCGAACCAGAUUAAUUCACCAUUUGUUGUUGUGAACGGAACAUUGACUAAAGGACCUACUAUACCAGCGCGAUAUGUAUCUGCUCUUUAUUACACUUUAACGAGUCUAACGACCAUUGGAUUUGGAAACAUUUCUCCUAACACCACGGCCGAAAAGCUUUUUGGUUGCGUGACAAUGCUACUAGGAUCCAUCUUGUUUUCGCUGAUUUUCGGUCAAGUGUCCGCCAUCUUACAACAAUCUCAAAAGAACACAGCAAAGUAUCAUUCGAUCAUCGACAACAUGAAGCAGUUCAGCAAAAUCUAUAAACUACCUACUAUCCUCGCCGAUCGUAUUAUUGAUUACUUCAUGUCCACUUGGGCUACCAGUAAAGGCAUUGAUACAGAUGAGGUCCUCAAGUUCUGCCCAAAGGAUCUCCAAGCUGACAUUUGUGUCCACAUGAAUAGAGUUGUACUGGAAAACAACCCAGCCUUUCGAGAAGCUUCCAUGGGAAUCAAACGUGCAAUCGCCAGAAAUUUUUGGAUAUGUCACGUGGCCCCAAACGAUAGAAUUAUCCAUCAUGGAGAGAGCUUGGACGUUCUUUACUUCAUAGCACGUGGUUCGCUUGAGGUCAAACAGGGGGAGGCUGUCGUUGGUCUUUUAGGUGAAGGUGAUGUUUUUGGCGAUAAUAUCUGUACUGAGUCCACGGUCGGCCAGUCAGCGGUUGAUGUCCAUGCUCUGACGUACAGCGAUCUUCACUGCAUCCAGAGAGACGCGUUGAUUGAAGUGCUUGAGUUUUACCCGGAGUUUGCUUUUAAAUUUGCCAAGAAUCUCAUCCUUUCUUAUAAUUUACGCGAUGAGCUUAAAAUUCGUCCAAGAACCCAGAGUAUAACGCUACAAAACGAAGAGACAGACGAAAAGAGGCCAAUCAGUGGUGUGGGUUUCGGCAAGAGAAACAGACGAAAGCUGAGUCUUGUUGAAGAACUUGUCCAAACCUAUGACAUUCAAGACAUGUACCUGGACGCUGGUCCGAGCUCUCUCACUGAUCUCAACGAAAAGGACUCUAUUGAGAGAAUGGUUUUACCAGAUACCAAUAAAAAAGAACUCCGAGGCAAAGCCGAACUUUAUCAAGACUCGGUUGAUGUCAUAUCGAGCUUAUCGGAAAUGAAAGGCGAAGUCCGACGUGAAAUUGAAGUCAUGAACAUGAAAAUGACCCAGUUGGAGCAACAGGUCUCCACUAUUCUUGAUUUGUUAAAAAGUCAAGGACAUUUGAAUAGCAGAGCUUCAGGAAGUAUCAACGAGGCACCGACCUCCACCACAGAUAUUUUUAAUAAAAGUAUAGACUCUCAAGAAACUAUUUCACCCACCGUUUCGCCGAAAAAAACUCGGCAACGACGACUAAAAACACCUCCAAGAAGCCCAACGGUCAAAGAGCCCGCAAAAACCCAGGAUGAGGAUCAACUACCUGAUUGGCUGGCUCCACCGUCUGCUGCGUCACGCCAUAGUAUCCCUGACUGGGAAGAAGGAGACAGUUCUCAACAGAAUGCUUCAUCAGCAGCAAGAAUACUCAACGAUAACGCGGGUAAAAGUGGCAAAGAUAAUGCAAAAAUAUUACAGACUCUGAGUUUUAUGAAAAAAUAAUGGAUUUUUUAUUGGGAUUCGCUUCGUUGUACGGAAUCUUUUCUAUCUUUUCAAAUUUUCAAAGAGGAUCCGAGUUAUUUGAGCGAGGCAAAAUUAGUGUGGAAGUUUUAGGUUCUCAUCCAUGUGAUCACACAUUGCUGACGACAUUAAGGAAAACCACUGGGAGAUUAAACUAUACAAGUUUUGAAGACAUCAUAGCCUCGGUGUGCAGACGUUACUCCCUAUGUCCUCUCCCCACGGGACAUUUUGUCACCGAGAUGAGACUACACGAGGCUAUCGACCCCUUGUGGUACGUGGGAAUGCAGCUCAAUUUGGAGGACGUAACGAUAGGUAUCCAAUUCUCAGGAAAUUGAAAUUCUUUCGUUUUGUCCUCCAACUUAGCUGUUUUCCCAUGACAUGCAAUAGCGUUCAUUUAUUUUAUAAUCCAUACUAUUCAUUUGUAAAUAUUACAUUCGCAAUAUCAUCAUCCGUGUAAAAGUCUCAGCAAUGUUUUGCACCAAGGCCACGUAACACGAAACAUUUUAGAGCAAAAGUUGAGAUUUUUCUUGCUUGUCUGCAAGCAAUAUUCCUUUGUUUUGUUUAAGUUUCCGUACCAAGUUAAAUCUUCUGCGCAUGUUUAUAAAUUGCAAGAACUAGCCGUUCAUAAACAAUUCAGAGCCUCAUUUCAUGCUUAUACGUACAGAAAGCAUCUGUUUUUAUUUAAGGAAUUUAAAUGAAACACGAUGGCAUGUCUUUGUACUGUGAUAUAAGCACUCUGGGAACUGUAGAACACAAGAGAAGCAAGCUCUUGCUAUACGAGUGCUGUACAGCUCCCAGAGUGUUUACAUCACAGUAUAAAGACAUAAGCAGCCGUUUCAUAUUGCUUUUAUAAAUACUUUUGAACGACUUUGCGCGAGCGCGUCUCUGUCCUCUGAUAUAAACACGGUAGCCAGCCAAUCAGUUAUAUCUCAAAUAUUUUGUAAGUACAGUAUAUUAUUACUGAGCGAGCUCGAGAAAAAUCUUGAUGUGUAUGAAACUAGCUUUUGCUAAACAAAUGUGCGUAAAAUGCUAAAUAUUCUGGCACAAAAUCUUAUACAAAAUAAUAAAGCCUCCGAAGCUUAUUUAGAAAACAUUUUGGGAAGGAAUAUUAGUGAGUACGGAUGAUAAUUAAAUCCGGGCCCCUGUGAUUAUUUACUGAAAUAGUGUGAAUUAUCCGAAUUAUUUAAUUCACAUUUAUAUCGGUCUUGCUGUUCGGACAAACCAUCUGGGCCUGGGUCCUUUUACAAAGCAACCAAUCAAAAUUUAGAAUAAAAACAAAGCAUCGACGAAAUCAUAGUUCGGGUGUUCUGGGCCAGAAUAAAUCACAGAUUCACCUGUCAAAAUUCAAAUACAUUUCUAUGAACUGUAUAUAGUUUUUAGUCUCACCAGUGAAUUUAUAUUUGAAGCAGACGUUCCUGUUUCCGGGAGCAGCUAUGAAUUACAGCUAACAGUUCCAUCGCUAUUUGAAGCCCCUGGAAUUGAAGUUUAAUAUAGUGGGCCUAGUGCACCUAGGCAUAAUAUUUUGCCAAUUUCAGACCACGUGUCAUUCUCUUGAGAAUGAGAUUCUUUUGUUUGAUUUGUAUCUAUAGACCCUUUGCAUGUGACGUCAAACCAGCUCAAUUUGGAGAACAAAACAAAAGGAUUUCAAUCUCCUUAGAAUUGGAAACCUAUUGUUAUGUCCUCCAAAUUGAGCUGCAUCAAGACGUGCUGCAAGAGGUCUAUACUCAUGCUCCUUCUGAUGAGUAACCAUUAAACAAAGAAACAAUACUCUAGGGAAUAACACUUGGCUUGAAAUUGGGGAAACCUGAACUCGGCAUAUUCAAGUGUGGAUGGAAUAGCAGACUCCACCAAUAAAAUAGUGUUCAAAAUUCCAUUCAUUACAUAGAGUCGACCUCGUUGGCCAUUCUCUGUAAAGAAUGGCCAACGAGGGAGACUCCGCUAGCAGGGAAUUGAUUCCAUGGAAGUUUUCGCAACUAUCUCUCACCUAAUCAGGCGAUUUAGAAAUUAUCCAUCAUAAGAACACUGACACGUCAUAGUUAAGUAACCAAUCACCACAGGAACCCCGACUUUAGUUUUUCUGUCCCACAAAAGCUAAGCUUGGGUUUCCUGUGACGACCGUGAUGUAAAUUUCCAGAUUUCAUACGAUACUAACUCUUCUUGUGUAAAUGGAAUAUUUGUAAUUUUAUACAACGCGUUCAGGUAUUAUACGUAAGUUUUACUAGCAAUAAGAAAUACAUCGUGUAGAUCACGAUUAUAUAUAUUAUUUAUAGGUCUCACUUCGAGAGAUUUUCGUAUGAGUGGGGAACGUUACUGUAUGUAGCCGUACUGCUGUGAUUGGAUAAUUUAGUCGAAAACAUUGGAAGCCAUUUGAGUGUUACGGCUGUGACGUGCCGUCUACGUGCUGCAAGUCAGUACCGUAAGUUUCCCAUUCAUACGAUAACCGUUCUGUAAUAUGGUGUAUUUUAUUUUGACAGUCAGACUGUCAGUUCAAAGGUAUGCUCUUUUGAAGCAGGCCUCGUUUGAGAGUCACGCAAUGAUCUGUCACACAGUGCUCUGUCUCGAAAGAGAGGGAGAGAGCAUUGCGUGACGACUCUAAAAGCGUGAAUGUGGAGGUAGACUAUCUGUGUAUUUGACUUUAACUCUUCAAUUUCUAUAAAAUAAAACUAAAAACGAAGACAAUGUAUAUUUCACUGCAAAUAUCGACAUUAAAGUUGAAUCUUAGAAUUAUA
Messenger RNA from Actinia tenebrosa (Australian red waratah sea anemone), 5842 nucleotides. RefSeq names its product voltage-gated delayed rectifier potassium channel KCNH1. Gene Ontology annotation, molecular function: voltage-gated potassium channel activity. The record is from RefSeq and is a predicted model, not a curated record. Gene Ontology annotation, biological process: regulation of membrane potential; potassium ion transmembrane transport. Lineage: Eukaryota; Metazoa; Cnidaria; Anthozoa; Actiniaria; Actiniidae. Gene Ontology annotation, cellular component: voltage-gated potassium channel complex; plasma membrane.